This is a messenger RNA of Macrobrachium nipponense, 513 nucleotides long. RefSeq lists its product as uncharacterized. The coding region runs from base 1 to 513 and encodes 170 amino acids. The record is from RefSeq and is a predicted model, not a curated record. The transcript has 2 exons. NCBI's taxonomy places the organism in Eukaryota, Metazoa, Arthropoda, Malacostraca, Decapoda, Palaemonidae.
AUGAGAGUAAAGCUUCUAGAGAAGAGUGUUGCAUUUAGCCUCACAGAAGAAAAGCAAAGAUUAUCAGAAUUAACUGCAUAUCCAGCGCUAGCUGUUGGCUCUCACACUGAGAGCUUGUCCUCCUGCCUCCUUACAGCUGUUCGCUCUUACACUGAGAGCUUGUCCUCCUGCCUCCUAACAGCUGUUGGCUCUCACACUGAGAGCUUGUCCUCCUGCUUCCUUACAGCUGUUGGCUCUUACACUGAGAGCUUGUCCUCCUGCCUCCUAACAGCUGUUGGCCCUCACACUGAGAGCUUUUCCUCCUGCCUCCUUACAGCUGUUGGCUCUCACACUGAGAGCUUGUCCUCCUGCCUCCUAACAGCUAUUGGCCUUUACACUGAGAGCUUGUCCUCCUGCCUCCUUACAGCUGUUGGCUCCUGCACUGAGAGCUUUUCCUCCUGCCUCCUUACAGCUGUUGGCUCUUACACUGAGAGCUUGUCCUCCUGGCUCCAAGAAGCCUUUGAGUGUUGUUAG